Molecule: messenger RNA, 1803 nt
Organism: Anolis carolinensis (green anole)
Lineage: Eukaryota; Metazoa; Chordata; Lepidosauria; Squamata; Anolidae
Exons: 2
Coding region: 121-753 (210 amino acids)
Source: RefSeq, a predicted model, not a curated record
UGCCAUCCUAUCUGCCUAGCGGAUGUAUAUCCAGCCAAGAGCCCUUGGCUUAGAAAGAGACUCUAUGUGGCCCUGGAUUCACAGAGCGACGCCUCCCUGGCUACUCCAGAGUUCUUCCGCAUGUUUGACCUUAAAACCAAGAUGGUUGACUACACUAUGACUACGUGUGCAGGAAAAAAGAAGUUGCAGGGUCGCAUAGCAUCUGGCUUUGUUGUCUCCUCUUGCGACCAGAAGAGGCAGUUCAAGUUGCCAGACCUGAUUGAGUGUUCCUCCAUCCCUCGGAACAAAAAACAAAUUGUAACUAGAGAAGUUGUGGAGGCUCAUCCACAUUUGCGACGAUUAAAGAAUGCCAUACCUGCUUUCCGUCCAGAUGUGGACAUUGCCCUUCUGCUUGGUGCGGACUGUCCGAACUUGUUCUAUGUGAACGACCAAGUUAAGGGGCCUCCAGGGGCGCCCAUUGCUCAGCUGCUACCACUAGGCUGGACAGUUACAGGCCCAGUGUGCAUAAACAAGAUGCACCCACCAUCGUCGUUGGACUCCAAUCAAGCACAGGUGCUUAAAGGUGGACGUCCUACACUUGUGCGCAGUUGCCUAAGUCACAUCUCAGUCUACUGCCAAGCAAUAACUCCAGAGUAUUCCUCCAUUUUCAAAGUCUCUGAGAGAGACGAAGCCACAGCGCUCUCGAAAGAUGAGCAAAGGUUUUCGGACAUUAUGAAUGCUCAAGUCUCACGAAGUGCAGAGGUGGAAAGCUGAGUACUUAAGCCAGCUUCAAGCUAGAAGAAUCUGGCAAAGCCCACAGGACAACAUUGAGGUUAACAACGUUGUGUUGUUAAAGGACAAAGACUUGCCCCGCCAUGCGUGGCCCAUGGGCAUUGUAUUAAAGACCUUUCCUUGCCCGGACGGUAAGGUCAGGAAAGUUCAAUUAAAGACUUGCAACAGAGGCAAAGUGUCCAUUUUGGACAGACCAAUUAGUGACCUCGUGUUGCUUAUUGGAGAUGUUUAAAGUUCUAGUGUUUGUAUUGUUGUGUAUACAAAGGUGUUUGUAUGUUUUUGAUUGGUAAAUUCCCAUAUCCUGGGAAUUUAGCGGGGAGUGUUCCGUCCCCCAGGACGAUGGUUUGCCUUACCUAUUGGUCGUUUGUUUGUUUUCCCUCCUUUACAUUUUGUUUGAGCCUCUGGCUGCAAAAGCCUAGGAAAAAUGGCUUGGAAUCUGCAAGAGCUGGCUGCAGUUUUCUUUGCAGUGAUUGGUCAAAGAAUGCAACAUCUUAGGACCGCCCUUUUUACCAGGGUCUAGUCUCCAUUUUGGAGCUUCAUUCUGGCUAUAGUCUUCCAACGUGCUGGAGCUGUGCAAGGCUAACUGGGACAAAUCAUCCUCAAAACCAGGCCAAUCUAAGCCUAUCCAAAUUAGAUAAGUAUUGAAUUAUAUUGAUCUGGAAUAGGAAAUCUAGUUAGAGGAGCAAAGUUAUUCCAUCGCUUCUAGAACUAAUCUUUGCUGUAAAGAUAGGGAAGGAAAGAGUUUCUCCUUCUAAUAUAGGCAGCGUGAUUAGGGUAUAGUGGUUUUAUAAUCACUUUUGCCUUCUGGAACCAGGGAUAAUUCUGUGACUAAAACCUAUAGAAAUUUGUUUCAUUUUCUGCAACUUUAAGAUCUGUGCCAGGUUUACAACCUUGUAUGAAUAAACAUUCUUUUUUGAAGUUAUCCAGACUCAGUCGUUCAAUAUCUAUAGGACAGCUUAUAGGGAUUUGCAGUUCGCCCGGAUAAAGGACAGCACGUUUCAGUUUUAUAGCUUUUUAUUGUCCGGCGGACGG